AGCCACAUUUCAGCUCCGCCGCCAUUGCCGUAUUCUCUCUCCUCCACUCUCAUCUUCAGCAGCGGCCAACAUGGGUUUCUUCUCCAUCUCUAUAAUCGUCUGAUACGGCGGAGCUUCUGAAACACUAGCACGGAUUGCUUGUUCCCAGAACCUUCCAGAAGGAUGGCGGGUUCGCAGAGGUCAACGGGGACGGUGAAGUGGUUCAGCGGCCAGAAGGGGUUCGGAUUCGUGGCGCCGGACGACGGCGGCGAGGAUCUCUUCGUCCACCAGACAGAGAUCCGGUCCGACGGGUUCCGGACCCUCCGGGAGGGCCAGCGGGUCGAGUUCGCCGUCGAUUCGGGCGAGGAUGGCCGGAGCAAGGCCGUCGACGUGGUCAGUCUUGCCGGCGGAUCUUUCCGGUACGGAGGAGGCGGGGGCUUUGGCGGGAGAGGGAGGUUUGGCGGCGGCGGCGGCGGUUACGGCUGGUACGGCGGCGAUGGCGGUGGGUACGGGAGGGGCGGCGGCCGGAGAGGUGGAUACGGCGGAGGAGGGGGAGGCGGAGUGGAGUGUUAUAAUUGUGGGGGAAUUGGUCAUUUAGCGAGGGAGUGUUACCGGGGCGGCGGUAGCGGUGGCGGUGGUGGGGAGUGGGGUUACGGUGGUGGUGGUGGGGAGUGGGGUUACGGUGGUGGCGGUCGUGGCGGUGGCGGCCGAGGUGGGAGGGGGUAUGUCGAAGGCCGAGGAGGCGGUGGGCGGGGGUAUGGCGGCCGCGGCGGAGGAGGAAGAGGUGGGGCGUGUUAUAAUUGUGGGGAAGUAGGGCAUUUUGCAAGGGAUUGUCCCAAUGAACGAAACUGAUAAAUGUGGGUAUUGUAUUCUUUCUUCUUCAAUGAUUGUCAUUUGCUUAUUACUUGUGCAUUGGAUUUUGGUAUAGGGUUGCUUGGUGCAUUGUUUUAGGCAAUGACAUGAGCUCACAAGUUACAAUAAUCUCUUUUUCUUUUUACCGAGCAAAAAAAAAUAAAAUAAUAUCUUUUUCUUUUUCCUCCAAAAUUUCUCCUUUGUAAUACAUAACCUUCCUCUUUUUUUCUUUUUUUGUGUUUUCCAAGAUUUGUUGUGAGUAAUUGUUUUGCAUAUUGCAUAUGUUGACCUAAAAAUUAAUGAGAAUGAGAGUAUUUUUUAUUUUUUCAA
This is a messenger RNA of Rhododendron vialii, 1161 nucleotides long. Its product is annotated as cold shock protein 2-like. Gene Ontology annotation, molecular function: nucleic acid binding; zinc ion binding. The coding region runs from base 163 to 831 and encodes 222 amino acids. The record is from RefSeq and is a predicted model, not a curated record. Lineage: Eukaryota; Viridiplantae; Streptophyta; Magnoliopsida; Ericales; Ericaceae. The transcript has a single exon.